AUGGAGCAAGACGAGCGCGAGGUCCCUGACCUACCCAAGGGGAAGGAGCACGAGCAGGGAGGCGGUGCUCCGGUGCCGGGCGGGGUGGCCGGUGCAGAGGGCGGCCUGGCGCGCGGGGCCGCUUCAUCGGAGCAGGAGGGCGUCUCGGGGGCCGGCAAUGACGGUUGUUGUGCCGCGGUUGGGUCGGAGAGCGAAGGGGAGGAGGAUAUUGAGGCGAUCUUUGCUUCUGAAGCUUCGACGGAGGAGUUGGGAGGGGUCGCUCCGGCGAGCAAUGCUGGUCGUGGCGAUGCGCCGGGGAGCGGCCGGAACGAAGACCCUGCGACGAUUCGCUUCGAGCUUCGAGGGUUUCGACCGACCAGGCGAGCGGUCGCGCACGCGAUGCCGCCGUCGUCCUACCGCCGCCUGCCGCUCCGAAGCAGGAAGCAGUACAGCCCGACCCGCUUCAUCUUCGCGGGAGACGCAGCGUCGGGCAUCGCCAAUGCUCAUGAUCCUGGCACUGGCACGUCAGAAGCAGCAAGCGGCCCACUGCCCACCGCCAGCCUCGGCUCAACGUCGGCGACGUCGCGAUCCGUCGGUGUCUCUUCAGUGGCCAAUGCCAGGCAUGGCGCCAAGAACGAAGCGAUGGUCUCGACGGCGAUGAGACGCUAUGAGAUUGACGUUGCGGUUGACAAGUCGUGCUCCGACGAUCACAACACCGAGUCGAAGGAUGUGGAAGCGGAGCGGGCAUCCUCGUCAUGCCGCCAUCCUUCUCGCAGCAGGAAGCAGCGCCGCCCUGAUCGCUGCAUCUCCGACCCCGAGGAAGACGCCGGGGCCGCAGCCGCAGCCGCAGCCCGUGCAAAGGCUCGACGGGGUAACGUUGUCCUCGACAGGUUCCUCACCUACCUGGUCCGCACCUCGCCGGAACAGAGGCCGGAGUGGGUGAGGAACAUCACGGCAGACGAUGUCGGCGUACAGGGGCAGCGCGACAGCAAUGUCUCGAGGACGGUGUCAGAGGACAGUCCAGAAGGGCCGCCUGACGGGAGCCCAAGGAUCCUCGCCAUUGUUGCCAUUCUCGGCGCUUCCCUGGCGCUCAGCUUGGUCUCGUGCGUGCUCUUGUACAUCGUCGGUCAGAGAACAGCCUCUGGGCUGCCGGACACGCACCAGAAGAAGGUAAGCGUCUUACUUCUGAGUUCAGAUGAGUGA
This is a messenger RNA of Miscanthus lutarioriparius, 1182 nucleotides long. NCBI's taxonomy places the organism in Eukaryota, Viridiplantae, Streptophyta, Magnoliopsida, Poales, Poaceae. The record is from the annotation of a GenBank genome assembly.